Scatophagus argus is the source of this 2481-nucleotide messenger RNA. RefSeq names its product GTPase KRas. Gene Ontology annotation, cellular component: plasma membrane. NCBI's taxonomy places the organism in Eukaryota, Metazoa, Chordata, Actinopteri, Scatophagidae. Bases 378 to 941 code for a protein of 187 amino acids. Gene Ontology annotation, biological process: Ras protein signal transduction. The transcript is spliced from 5 exons. The record is from RefSeq and is a predicted model, not a curated record. Gene Ontology annotation, molecular function: GTP binding; GDP binding; GTPase activity.
GAUUGGACUAUUGCGACGCCAGUCUGUCUGCUGCCAGUUCAUUGGUGGUUUAACGGGGGAUUAACGUGGAAACGCUCUGGUGCUUUACAAUGAACCCCAAUGGAGACUGAAGGAAAGACUAAAAGAACUCGUUCGUUUUCAAGAUUUUAGUUUAUUGAGAACAUGAAAUUAGAUUUCUGCUCGUAAUUUCAGAAAUCUGAAGUUCAUUUUUUCGAUAGUCUGAGAAACAAGUUGCGGACAAAACCUUGAAGUACACCUACAAGUGUUUUAAAUGAGGAAACCGUCUCAGGCUAACGUUAUGUAGCAGGCUAAUCUCAUUUAUCCAUUUGUGAACUCAGCUACCAUUUUACAUACUAUUACAAAUCCUACACAAAGGCAUGACCGAGUACAAGCUUGUGGUGGUCGGGGCAGGAGGUGUCGGGAAGAGUGCUCUCACCAUCCAGCUCAUCCAGAAUCACUUCGUAGAUGAAUAUGAUCCGACCAUUGAGGACUCGUACAGAAAACAGGUGGUGAUUGAUGGAGAAACCUGUCUCUUGGACAUCCUGGACACUGCAGGUCAGGAGGAGUACAGUGCUAUGAGGGAUCAGUAUAUGAGGACGGGAGAGGGUUUCCUCUGUGUGUUUGCCAUCAACAACACCAAGUCUUUCGAGGACGUUCACCUCUACAGGGAGCAGAUCAAUAGGGUGAAAGACAGUGACAGUGUUCCCAUGGUGCUGGUGGGGAAUAAGAGCGACCUGAGUGCCCGCACGGUGGAGUCACGGCAGGCACAGGAGCUGGCACGAAGUUAUGGAGUACCGUUUGUUGAGACCUCUGCCAAAACCAGACAGGGUGUGGAGGAAGCUUUUUAUUCACUAGUACGUGAAAUUAGGAAAUAUAAGGAGACCAACCGCAGCAACAAGAAGAGCAAGAAGAACACUCAAAGACGUUGCAUAAUACUAUAGCAAACCUAGCAUUCCUUACAGCACUUGUUUCAUGCACCCCACCUUCACACACUGCACCUCCUCUGUCACGAUGGAGACAUUCGGCACAGCUCUGGAGGGGGCAGAUGUGGCAGAAUCCAUUUUUACUGUUGCCACAUUUUCCACUUAAAAGAUUUCCCAUUUAUUCAUCCACUGUGCAGGGCCAAUUUAAUGCAGAAUUCAGCUGGGUUUUUUCAUUUUUACAGUUUAAAAUAGCAUUCCCGUUUUGUUUUUUUUCUGAGACCAAGAAUUUGUGAACAUAAUUUUCUAAGUGUAUUUUGUCUGGCCAUUUUUUUUUCUUUCUUGCAGACAUUUCAGCUCCUGAUGACUACUUAGAGGUCAAGUGUUCACAGUGUGUUCACAAAGUGUCAAAAAAAUCUCCAAAAUUAUAUAAGGACUGAUACUGUCAAACAUUUUACCUCCAGAUCGUUGGUCGAAAUGUUUAUAAGAACAGUAUCCCCCCCCCUCCCACCCCCAAACAGUUUAGUGUAUCCUUUGGGGCUUGAACCACAACAGCAAUAUGUCUUUUAAUUUUUCUCAAGGACCACUUUUCAAUGAAAAUACUGUAUUACGGUAGGAUUGCUAUCUUAUCAAAGCCUCAAAAUUGUGUUCCAGACUCUUGGGUGCACUUUAUUAAUUUCCUAUUCUGUUUUUUUAUUGUAGAAUUAAGGAUUAGUUAGUGUCAUUUUAAAAAUUUACUCAGGAAUAUAGUGUUUAUCAGGAACUGAGGAAUAACAAACUGAGAGCUGUGUCAAAUGAUUGGUUGAGAAAUUGAUGCCAGUGUCCCAUCAUAUCUCACCAUCACUGACUUAAUAUUUGAAGUGUCAGCCCUGCUGUUUGCUCCACACAGUUGCACUGUAUUCCAAAGUCCAUUUUUAAUGCAAUUUUAUGUGAAUCCCAGUGUUAAAGGUGGUUGCAGUUAAGUCCAAGUACUGUUUACGCUACACAACAUUAUAUCAGAGCAUGUAGCAUGUGCAGAUAUUCAUGUGGUACUACUUAUGUUUAAACCACACUGAUGCUGAAACCAGUGUGAGGAAGUCUCCCGAGCCCAAAUACAGCAACAGGCACAGCAACAGUUGCAUUAUGUGGACAUACUUGAUGCUGGAUGAUAAGGAUAUUCAAUAGAGCAUCAGUUGUUGUUUGGUUUUUUUUUUUCUUUUUUUAUAGCACUGUUUCUUCUUUGAUAAUUACUGCCACCCUAAAUGUAACUGUUAAAUUUUUAUUUUUGUAGCAUUACAGCUUUCCCCAAUUUAAACAUUAACAUCUGCAUUAACAAACUGCUGUCCAAGUCCUAUCAAAGUUCAAUGAACUAAUGUCAACAAACAGAAGUGAAUCCAUCUCUUCCUGCUUUGCUUUGGUGUUAAACCAGCAGUCUCAUUAUUUUGACUUAAUGUAAUUCCAUUGUUAAAAUUUUGAGUAACUCAAAAAACCUGAUUUGAUUUGAACAAGCCACUCACUGACAGCUAUGUGAAAUGUUCAAUGCACUCGGCUGUAAUGAACGAGUAAAUGUCUUUAGCUUUUA